AUGAUAGACGUCAACCAGCGGGGUGGGAUAGGAUGUUUCAGAAACCUAUCGAUAGACGAGCAGGAAAAAACGAAGCCGAUUCCUCUCGUUCAUCUACCCAUCGAACUCUGGGAAAAAGUGUUUGAUCUUCUGGCAGAGGAUGGUCGACUCCAUGCCCUAACGCAUUGCGCGCUCACCUGCAAGGCAUGGACUGCUAGGUGCCGGUGGCAUCUGUCUCGACAUAUUAUUCUCCGAGAUAAGAAGCAAGCCCAUCGAGUCGUGAAAGCAAUACAGAGUCGUCAUUCGAGGGUGAAUGCAAGCGAAGCUGUAACACUAACACAGCCGUUCGCAUUCAGCACUGGAAGGAAGCUGCCGCAGGUAGACUCCCUCACCAUUGGCGAUAAUGCAAUUGAUCUUGGUUCGGUUUGGCAUGCGAACUCGAUGCAUGUGGACGCCUUCACUCACUUUAGAGUGACAUUUGAGUCCCUCACCCGCCUGACACUGGUCAAGGUCGAGUUUCCAUCUGCAAUUGUUUUCGGACGGUUAAUUUGUUCCUUUCCCCAUCUCACCAGCCUUACGUGCCAUUCGCUGAAGCUCAAAACCACAGCUUUCGUUCAAGGUCGUGUCCUUCCACCCAACGGCUUCGCGCUCACCCGUGUUGACCUCCACAAUGCCGACGACGUCGUCGAAUUUCUGGUUGUCUCUUUGAUCAGCGCUGCUUUCCAGCACGUCAGAUGGGUUGACCCCCGAUGUCUCGUCGUUGAUCCAACUCGGAACGUGUCAACCAAUGGUCUACAGCGGCUUCUGCGCUCCGCAGGGACAUCCCUCCGCGCGGUCGAUCUCACAUACGGACUUCUAUCCGACGGAGACGCAAAAGGGCAAUUACAGCUUGCGGAACUGGAUCUUAAGACUAACGUCGGACUCGAAGCGAUCUCCCUCGCCAUAUAUCAACCACGCGCUGACGUAGAUGUGUGGACCGAAUCGUGGAGUCAGCUAUAUAUAGUCAUGUCUACCGGUGUCUCAGCGCUGAAGCUGCGCCAAGUAACAAUCAGCUUUGUGUCAGGCAUGGUAUAUGCGAGACCCGACAAUCUAUGGCAACACCGAUUGCAGGAGUUGCAGGCAAUGCCUGACCUUGUUUAUGCGAAAUUCGAUCAACUGUUCUCUAAAUCCGACUUUCCUCGUCUGAAAAUGGUCUUAUUCAGAGUACACGAACAUGAUGGCUACCGUCUGCGUCUGCGACGGUCGGCCAUGGAGGAUGUGCCACACGAAGAUCAAUGGCGACACGCUCUUGCAUGUCGGUUUCCGACGCUUGUCCGACGUGACUUGCUUCGCACCUCUGUCACAAUGGGCGACAGCUACAUGGAGAGAAAGCUUGCUCACCGACGGAAUGCUCAUGGCAAUGCGGAGGAUGACAGAUAG
Fibroporia radiculosa is the source of this 1398-nucleotide messenger RNA. RefSeq lists its product as uncharacterized. The coding region runs from base 1 to 1398 and encodes 465 amino acids. NCBI's taxonomy places the organism in Eukaryota, Fungi, Basidiomycota, Agaricomycetes, Polyporales, Fibroporiaceae. The transcript is spliced from 3 exons. Gene Ontology annotation, molecular function: protein binding. The record is from RefSeq and is a predicted model, not a curated record.